Homalodisca vitripennis (glassy-winged sharpshooter) is the source of this 1598-nucleotide messenger RNA. Its product is annotated as esterase FE4-like. Bases 61 to 1266 code for a protein of 401 amino acids. The transcript is spliced from 7 exons. Lineage: Eukaryota; Metazoa; Arthropoda; Insecta; Hemiptera; Cicadellidae. The record is from RefSeq and is a predicted model, not a curated record.
CAUUUGCUUGUUAAAGGUUUCUUGUCCCUGGAGAUUCCUGGAGCACCUGGCAAUGCAGGAAUGAAGGACCAGGUGCUGGCUCUGCAAUGGGUCCAGAGAGAGAUCCAACAGUUCGGAGGUAACAAAGGAAAUGUCACUCUGUUCGGAGAGAGUGCUGGGUCAGCAGCCGUUCACCUUCAAUACCUCUCCCCUCUGUCUACAGGACUGUUCCAUCGGGUGAUUGGAGAAAGUGGUACUGCCCUGACGAGCUGGUCUGUGAGGAGCAAUGCAGCAAUCUAUGGGUUACAGCUGGCUGCAGCACUCAACUGCAGUACUGCAGAUUCUGUUAAGGCACUCAAGUGCCUGACUACAGCUGAUGUCCAAGAGAUAGUGGUCGCUCAACAACGUCUAAAUCAAACAGAAGAGGACAAGAAAAAUGGACUGAGUUUAAUUUUUAUUCCUUCGAUUGACAAAACCAGCAAGAAACCUUUUCUUCCAUACCACCCCAAAAAGCUGCUGGAGGAGGGAGAAGGAUCUUUUGUGCCCUUUAUCAUGGGAAUCAAUAGCGAUGAGGGGAUGAUGACGUUGGGAAUUACCAAAGAUGAAGAGCGAAUAAAAAACAUCACCAAUAACUUAGAAAGGUUCAUCCCACCGGAAGUGAGAAAUCAAAGCACAGAGUCAAGACUGGCAUUUCUUGUAAAGAAGAUAAAAUGGUUUUAUUUCCAGGACACAGUACCUUCGGCUUCCAACUUGAGAGGUUAUGUUGAUUUGAACACUGAUGUUCUUUUUGGCUAUUCCACUGCGGUGAGCGCUCGGGCUUUCAGGGACAGAGCUGAUGUUUACUUAUACUUCUUUGCAUUCAAUGGCACAUUCAAGGAAAGGGUCACAGAAAUUGUCAUGAAAACAUACAACUUUUCAGGGGUGAGUCAUGCUGAGGAGUUAAGCUACUUGUUUGUGCGCCAGAAAGUGAACCAGACAGCGACAGAGGAUUCAGCAGAAAUGAAAACUUGGAAACAAAUGGCCAAACUGUGGACCAACUUUGCAAAAUACGGGACACCGACUGUGGGAACAGACCCAGAGCUAGAUUCUGUAGCCUGGUCCCCUGUCGGGAAUGUGACGACACGCUACCUCCGGAUAGACGGAAACUUGACGAUGAUUUCCAACGACUACUUGGGAUCCCGAGUGGCCCUAUGGGACAGUAUCACACCCUCUCGCUCUGGUUACCUGCAGGCCACAGCUGUUCUGAUUAUUCUGCUGACCACAAUUAUCCUGUACCUCACUAAGUAGAUGUAUCUUUCAUCUUGCACCUAUCUAUUAUGCACAUUAUAGUCAAUGUUUUGCUGUCUGUGGACAUCAAGCAGACAAUCCAGCUGUCAAAAAAAGACCCAGGAUUUCUCUGAGGUACCGUAUUCACAGAAAUAUAACUCUAUAAUUCAAUAAAUAAAUCUGAUUGAACUAGAUUGAAUCUGAUAUUUACUAAAUUAUACAAUGUUGUGUAUUAAGAGAAAAAUCCAUCUGACCAGUUAAGUGAAAGUAAAUUUUUUAGCUUUUAAUACUGCACAAUGUAAACUUUUGGUGAUCAGAUUGUAUGGUAUCUGUGAAAUAUAUCAAAGUAAGGU